AGUUUACCGCCAACUUCAUAACAAACAGGACCUACUGUUCGAUAUAUCCGGGAUAAUAUCAACCGAAUUUCGUUAUUACGUUCAAUUUUUUCGUAUUAAUUUUGUUUACGGAGAUUAAUACGAGCGCGUUUUGACUUUUUUUCUCAAUUUUAGAAAUUCAUUCAUGUUAUAAUAGUGCUGUUUACGAAAUAUCAGACAGACAAUUGUUUAAAUCUCAGUAAGCACAUUCUCAAGAUGAAUGUACCAGAAAUGUGAUCUUUUAUUCGUAACAUCGAAAAAAACUUGAACCCAUGUCGGGAAUCAGAAGAAAAAGAAGUCUAGAAUGGCAAGACAGAUGUUACAGUUCAAGCGAAGAAGAAAUGCCUGCUAGGACAAUUGAUACUCAUGUAUUCGCUUCUCUUUUGGCUAAAGCACAACAAGAAUAUUCAGGUAUAGAAAGGUCGUACAGAUCGGACGAUACAGAAGACGCCGCGACAACUGAUAAUCCGACAACCCCUUUCCCGACACCCCCUCCGACGUUAGCGUCACCCAGAUCGCCCAUUCCUCUUCAUCGGCAGGCUUCACCUUUCCCUUUGGAGAACACCAACUCAAGAAGGAUGCAUUAUCAGACACCGCAAGAUAGACUGAGGGGAAAUAACGGUGAUAUGAUCUAUGCUCAAAGUAAUAAAAUGAGCAACUCUGUACUGGGGGUAUCAGGAGGAAACAUAACAUCCAGUAGUAGUGGAACUUCUUGUAACAGUUGUAGUGAUAACGUGAUGGUUUCGAACGGUGACAUCCCCUAUCACGAGAACAACCAACAACAAAGGAUGUCUUUGAAUAAUGAUAUGGAUGAAGAAUCUCCUCCUGAACCAGCUCCACCAGAAGUUCCUCCAAGAGGUCAAUCUUUACACGCUGCAUCUCUGAGACGUCUAACCGAGUUCAGUAUACCAGGAGAAGUCAAACCAAUCAACCAGGAGUCGCAUUUCUUCAGCCAAACAGAGUAUGUGCUUAGCGGAAGCCCCAGGGCGUCUGCAUUUCCGGCCAGAUCGCCAGUGGCAACAAAUUCUGCAGCUACUACUACGAAUUCUCAACUCAGACUUACUCCGGCUCUGCAACAAACGCAACUAUCGCAGGCCAUACCAACGGGACCUCCCGGUACAUUACAGGCAACUGUUCCCGGUACCCAAACUUCAAAUUUGGUGAUGCCUGUAUUUCCGUUGGUACGACCAGCUCCACAAACAAGUUCCUCAUCGCAUUACUCGCCGUAUUCACCGUCCAGAUUUCACAUCGACAAAAGGUGUCAGCACAGAUGCUCUUGGAAAUGUCUAAGUAUCGGACUGAUCUUAUUGGCAGUUGGAUUAUCGGCAAUGUUGGCGUAUUUUGCAGCAGUGAGCACCAUGAAAACAAACAUAGACUCUUCGAAUUGCAUUUUGGUUCAGGAUGUCAAAGAUGUUACGAAUGAUCAAAUUAUUAUGGGCUCAUCGACUUUACCAUCAACCGAAGAGUCGUUACCAACGAGUACGGCCGAGCAUUCGGCGAGCGCUACAACAGCUCACAGUUCCAUCCAACAUCAACAGCCUUCACAGCAGCAGCAACAGCAGCAGCCACAAACGCAGUGGCCUCCGUUGCCGUUACUCGAACAAACCGAAUUGGACACCGUACAUACAGCAACGAUUCCACCUUACCAAUUUUGGAACAGCGAAUUUCGAAAUAAACAACCCGCUUUUAUAAAUUUUAAUUUCACGUUACCGUGGGGUGCGAAUUUCGCAGUUUACGGCAGAAGGAACGUUGCUCCUAGUGUAACGCAAUACGAUUUCGUGGAAUUCGUCAAAGGAGGAAGGGUUGACCAUAGAUUGCGGAGGAAACGAGAUAUAAACGGAGAUUCUUCAGACUCGUCGUCAGAUUUGAAACUCACCUACGACUAUAGGACGACUCACAAGUCUGACGUAUUGGACUCAAUUUCGAGCUCCUAUGAAGGUACCAAAAAAAUUCUAGCGGAUUCCGAACCUCGAGGUCCUUUUUAUAUACCUCACAGUAUAAAAAUUGAUUUUGAAGGACCAUUACCUGAUGAUCAUUAUCGAAACGAGUUCAGUACGGAUUUACCUCAUCCUACUUUGGACAUUGGAAUCGAACGGGACGAACUGGAUCACGUGAUUGCGAAAAGGGAAACGGAAAUUGAACCGAUGAUGGUUAAUGUUAGUUUGCUGCAUUAUCUAGAUACUGGAAGAUGGUUUUUAUCGGUGUACAAUGACGAGCUCCAGCCGCACGUCGUGUCUUUAAUAAUAUCGGAAGCCGAAGGAGUUAGUGCAACGUGUCCUAAUGAUUGUUCAGGACGAGGAUCAUGCUAUUUAGGGAAAUGUGACUGCAUCGAUGGGUUCCAAGGAAUAGAUUGUUCUAAAAGUGUUUGUCCGGUGUUAUGUUCGGGGCACGGGCAAUACGGCGGCGGGCUCUGCCACUGCGAACAGAGCUGGAAGGGGCCAGAAUGCGAUAUCCCCGAGACAGACUGCCGCAUCGCAGACUGUUCGGGUCACGGGCAGUGCGUGAGGGGCUCCUGUCACUGCAAACCCGGAUGGAAAGGAGAAGGAUGUGAAGAGCCCGAUUGUGAGGAUCCUACUUGUUCAGAACACGGCGCUUGUGUACAUGGACAAUGUUACUGCAAAGCGGGUUGGAAAGGGACUCAUUGCAACAUUAUCGAUGAACAAGUUCAUAAGUGUUUGCCUACGUGCUCUGAUCAUGGAGUCUACGAUUUAGAAGCGGCAAAAUGUGUUUGUAACAGGCACUGGACCGGACCAGAUUGCUCUCAAGCUCUUUGUAAUUUGGAUUGCGGACCUCAUGGUAAAUGUGAUACCGGAAAAUGUCGGUGUGAUCCAGGUUGGACGGGUCCCAAAUGCGAACAAUUACCUUGUGACGUUCGAUGUCAAGAACACGGUCAAUGCAGAAACGGUACUUGUGUGUGUUCUCAAGGAUGGAAUGGACGCCACUGCACUUUACCUGGUUGCGAAAACGGCUGCUCUGGACAUGGACAAUGUACCCUCGAAGAAGGUUUAUACAAAUGCGUUUGUAUACCUGGUUGGGCAGGUUCUGACUGUAGUAUACCACUUGAACAAGAUUGCCAUGACGAUUUAGACAACGAUCAUGAUGGUAUGACCGACUGUUCGGAUAGUGAAUGUUGUUCGCAUCCAAGUUGUUCAGAUCAUAUAAUGUGCAUAUCAAGCAACGAUCCCGUCGAGGUAUUACUUCGCAAACAACCCCCUUCCGUGACGGCAUCAUUUUAUCAACGCGUCAAAUUUUUGAUUGAAGAGAAUUCGGUCCAAUCUUAUGCACAUAUGGAUGAGUACACAGAAAGUCGAGUUGCAGUUAUGAGGGGCCAAGUUGUUACUCCGCAAGGCUUAGGAAUUAUCGGAAUUCGAGUCUCAGUUGACCGAGAAUCCAGAUUUGGAUUCACACUAACCAGACAAGGAGGAUGGUUCGACGUCUUGGUUAAUGGAGGUGGCGCCGUCACGCUACAAUUUCAGAGAUCUCCAUUUAGACCUAGAACUAUUACGGUUUUCGUCCCAUGGAAUCAGAUAAUCGUUCUGCCUCCAGUCCAUAUGCAAUUAAGUGAAGACACGGAAGUAUCUCAUAUUCCACAAAAAAGUUUUCUGGCACGAAACCCGGCCCUUAACUUUCCCGGCGUAUCCAGGAAUUUCUUUGGUCAAAACGGGGCCCUACCUCUUACCUGCGAAGAACAUGACGCCGAAUUACUCACUCCAAUCAUAACUGGAACGUGGAUGCCUGAGGCAGUCGGCGGUAUGCAAGGCAAAAGUGUCGUUUUUGCCGAAACACAAAUAAUUCAAGAAUCGAUCACUAUACCGGGCUCCGAUUUGCACCUUCUCUACCAAAGCUGCCAAGCCACGGGAUACUUAAGUGUCAUCUACAUGAAAUUAACCGGACCAAAAAUACCAAGUUCUUUAACGCAUGUACACGUCAGAGUCGAAGUAGAAGGUUCACUACAUACGAAAACUUAUGAAGCUGAUCCAAAUCUACUACAUACGUUUGCAUGGAACAAACGUAACGUCUACAAACAAAAAGUAUAUGGAAUCGUGCAAGCGAAAGUUUCCAUAGGAUAUCAACAUAGUACUUGCUUAGAACCAGUAUGGGAAACGCAAACAGUUGAUAUAAAAGGAUUCGAUGUCGAUAUAUCAGACAUAGGUGGUUGGGGAUUGGAUAUCCAUCACCAUUACAAUUUCCAUGAAGGUAUCUUACAAAAGGGAGACGGCUCCACUUUACAUUUCAAACAAUACCCUCGCAUGGUACGAGUGAUCAUGGGAACAGGCCUCCAGAGAGCGCUGAAUUGCCCGAGUCAAUGCGGGGGUCCGGCCAAAGAUGCAAAACUCUUAACACCGGGAUCACUGGCGACCGGCCCUGACGGCAGUAUCUACGUUGGAGAUUUCAAUUUGGUCAGGAGGAUCACUCCCGAGGGCAAUGUAUAUACGGUGUUGCAAUUAAGGGCUACACAGGUUGCGUAUCAGUAUUACUUAACAGUAUCUCCUGCAGAUGGACGACUUUAUGUGUCAGACCCAGAGAAACAUCAAAUUUUGAAAGUUCUAAUGUUGGAACCGGUGCAAGAUCCUAGUAUAAAUAGCGAACCGAUUGUAGGUAAUGGUGAAAGAUGUAUUCCAGGAGAUGAAUCAGCUUGUGGUGAUGAAGGUCCUGCAAAAAAUGCUAGAUUAGCUCAUCCGAAAGGUAUAGCAAUCGCAGUUGACGGCACCAUGUAUAUUGCUGAUGGUACAAACAUAAGAGCAGUUGAUCCUAAAGGUAUCAUCCACACUUUAAUAGGAAAUCAUGGACAUCACAACAGAUGGACGCCUAUUCCUUGUAAAGGAGCCGUCGAAGCGACACAGGUUCAACUUCAAUGGCCGACAGGUCUUGCUCUCAGUCCAUUAGACGGUUCGUUACAUUUUAUCGAUGACAGAUUAAUUUUUAAACUAACAGUGGAUUUGAAAGUGAAGGUAGUAGCAGGAACACCAUUACAUUGUCAUCGAGAAGAUAACAGUACUAAAUUAACAGAAAACGUAUUGGGAAGUGUUUUAGCAUUAGCAUUCGCUCCAAAUGGAGAUAUUUACAUCGCAGAAUCUGAUACGCAUAGUGUUUAUUAUAUAAGACUCAUAGAUACUGCAGGUAAAAUAACUCAUUUCGCUGGAAAAAUUCCUGAAAAACCUAAAAAGAAUUGCGACUGUGCUCUGAAUAUAACAACAGCUAAUCCUUUGGGAAGAUCUCAAGACGUUCCGCCAUGUUUAUGUGCAAACGCCGAAGAGACGACUAGCAAUGCUGAAACUCUGUUGUCGUCUAAUGCCCGUUUCCAAGCAAUUUCCGCUUUAGCUGUUUCUCCUGGAGGAGUUCUGUAUGUAGCCGAUCAAGGAUCAUUACACAUAUUGUCUCUGGAACAUUAUCUUCCAGCGCAUGAUGAAAACGGGGAAUUUAGGAUCCCAUAUCCUGCAGCUGGUGAAGUGUACGUAUUCAAUCGAUACGGUCAACACGUUGCAACGAAGGACCUCGCUUCGGAUAAAACGAGAUAUACAUUCCUAUAUUCUAAAAAUACAAGCUUCGGUAAACUAUCUACUGUAACUGAUAGCUCGGGUAAUAAAAUUCAAUUCUUAAGAGACUACAGUAACGCCGUUAGUUCUAUUGAAAACACUCAAGAUCACAAAUCUGAACUUAAGAUUUCUGGAGUUGGUUAUUUGGUUAAAUUGAGCGAAAAAGGUAGAGCUGAUAUCGAACUGGAUUAUGAUAUGAAUACGGGAUUGCUUUCCAGUCGUUCUAGGGGAAGUGAAACCGUUAUUUACAAUUACGAUUGGUUGGGAAGAAGUACAGGAGUUAUCCUUCCUAGUGGAGAAACAUUCCAGUUAACCUCUAAAAUUUCAGACAAUGGAAACUUGGAAAUAUUCGUUAGCAAACCAACAAACGUCCUAAGUAUCAGUGGGAAAGUUCACAAACACGUUUUGAACAUUGACAGAAAAGAAGUUACCGAAAUAGUAACGUUAAACAACUCCACAGUAGCUGUUAAAUCGGCUUAUGAAGGUUCGUUAAAAGUAUGCGCAAUAGCACGUCAUCCUCUAUUGGAAGCUUCCUUACCAGUCGAAGCUGAACUACUCCCCGUUUGGUCUGAACAAACCACCACGUUCGGCGAUAACAUCCAAAAUGUGAUGAAAACAUCGUUUAGCCUAGUAGGAGAUGUGAGAAAUCCGCAACAAACUUUGUAUAGAGAAAUUUUCGUUAACCACACUAAGAUAUUAGGCAUUGAAUUCGAUCAAUUCACCAGUAAAGAAACUUUCUUUGACGUAGAUAAACUUCCUCUUCUAACUAUAAGUUACGAUCCAGCGGGAUUACCUCUCUUAUACACCCCUUACAACGGUGGAGAUGUUUUAAAUAUUACCUACGAUCACUUUAAUCGAAUAGAUAGUUGGAAAUGGGGAGUAUCUGAAUUGAAAUAUAAUUACGAUCGCCACGGGUUACUAUCUGAAGUCACAAGUCCGUUAGACGGUACCCAGAUUUUCGCCUACGACGAUACCAAUAUGUUAUCAAAAAUAACUUUGGCAAGUCAAAGAAGUUUUUCGUUGAGUUACGAUGAUAACGGUGGUCUUAGACACGUUACUUUACCUAGCGGUACUAAACAUUCUUUCAGUUUACAACCUACCUUAGGUUUCUUACGAGCUACUUACACACCACCAGGAAGUAACAAGUCGUAUCUACAACAUUUUUCUAAUUCCGGUAGACUUUUACAAACUGUAUUCCCCGGUGAAGGAGCUAGAAUAGUUUAUAGAUACUUCGAUAAUGGUAAACUAAAAGAAGUCGUUCAUGGUGAUGGGAAAACUGUUUAUCAUUAUUCUGAAACUUCUGGUUUACCUAGUCAGGUAAAUCACGUCGAAGCCGAUAUCGAAUAUAGAUGGGAUUAUCAGUAUACAGGCGGUCUACUAAUGGAAGAACGUAUAGAUUUCGGUGCCAAAACUGGUUUGAGCAACGCCAAAUUUACCUACGAUUACGAUAACAAUUAUAGACUCGUUACUGCUCAAGGUAGAAUUGGUGGACAAAAUUUACCUCCGCAUAAUUUAGGUUAUAACUAUAAGACUGGUUCUCUAGAAAUGAUCGGACCUUUCAAAAUCAUUAAACUGAAAAUAAACGAAACCAACGUGUACGAUGGCACAGCGCUAUUUUCCAGUACCAUCAAUUCAAGAUUCCUGGAAACCAAGCUCGCUUUAACUAUUCACGGAAUGGAAGUUUUUAGAAUGGAGUUUAGCCACGAUAUUCAUGGGAGGAUUUCUCAGACACGAACUUACACCAAAAAUGUUGGAGUAAACACCUACACCAACGUCAAAAAUUACACGUGGGAUUGCGACGGUCAACUGCUUGGAGUGGAAGCUCAAGAACCAUGGGGAUUUAGAUACGACGACAAUGGAAAUAUGUUAUCCCUGACUUACAGGGGAAACACUAUUCCCAUGGAAUACAACCCAAUGGACAGGAUAAUUAAAUUCGGCGAAGGACAAUAUAAAUACGACAACAGAGGAUUAGUUGUACAGAAUGCUAGGGAAGAGAAAUUUCAUUUUAAUUCCAAGGGGUUGCUUGUAAGAGCAACAAAGAGAGGCAGAUUUGAUGUUAGAUAUUAUUAUGACCAUAUGGACAGAUUGUCUGCAAGAAAAGACAAUUUCGGAAACGUGACGCAAUUUUUCUACAACAAUAUCCUAAGACCCAGAGAGGUUAGUCAGAUUUAUUCGCCAAGAGAUGGUAAACUUAUGUCGCUCAUAUAUGAUAAUAGAGGACAUUUGAUAUAUUCCCAAGUCUAUCGACAUAAAUAUUACGUAGCUACGGAUCAGUGCGGAACGCCCGUCAUGAUUUUCAAUCAAUAUGGAGAGGGAAUACGAGAAAUAAUGAGAUCUCCCUACGGACACAUUGUUUACGAUUCAAAUCCAUACCUAUAUCUUCCGAUUGAUUUCUGCGGAGGAAUUCUAGAUCAGGUGACGUCCUUGGUUCAUAUGAGUAACGGAAAAGUUUAUGAUCCCCUUAUCGGUCAAUGGAUGUCGCCACUUUGGGAAAACGUAUUGGAACGUAUUCCUACACCAACUCAUCUCCAUUUAUACAGAUUCAACGGAAACGAUCCAAUCAACGUUGAAUUGGACAGAGCAAGACCUCAAGAUCAUCUAGAUUGGCUAAAGAAAAUCAGUAUAAAUUUGAAAAACUUAGCUCCACAACUCUACCCAGACGAUCUUCCUGGCGGUAAGAUGCCUCCGUUUCUAUCGCAUCCUCCGACUUUCUGGAAUCCGUCCAAGAAUGGUAUCAGCAGCCAAUUGAAUAAUCAACCGUCUUCCGUUGAAAUUCAUUCGGGAUUUUUAGCGCACGUCAAUUCAAGAAAAAUGUUAACGGCCGAAGAACUGUCUGUAUUUUCUAAAUCGGCAUUGAAAGUUAACGUUAUCGAUUUGGUGCCAAAGAAAAUAGGAUCGGCGUCUGAUCCGCCCUUCGGACGAGGAAUUUUGGUGUCUCAGACUGAAUCUGGUCAAGCUAUCGUAUCUAGUGUACCAGCAGCGAACGCUAUUUAUAGAGACGUUUACACUUCGGUGUUCAAUAGAUCGUAUUUACUGCCGUUUACUUUCAUCGUACAUAACGCUCAGCAAGACGCCUUCCACUUUGUUAAAGAUGAAACGUGGAAAGCGAAUGAGGAUAAAGGACAACUGAAACGACUUCAGGGUCAAGUCAAUACAACUUUCCACGAAAUAGCCAAAGAAAACGGAAGCGGCACCAACUACUUUGACGUGAAAAUUCAUGGAUCGAAUGUGGUUAUCAAUUUACGUUACGGUACAACAGUGGAAAAAGAAAAACAGAGAUUAUUGCAUCACGCCAAAUUAUCGGUUAUCAGAAAAGCUUGGCACAAAGAAAAAGAAUGUUACAAGAAUGGUUUUACUUGUAGUGUUGAUUGGAGCAUAAGCGAAUUGGAGGAGCUCUCGAAACUAGGUUACGUUAAUAAUUUCGAAGGUGAAUAUAUACACGAUGUCCAACAAUAUCCGGAAUUAGCCGAAGAUCCUUACAACAUCAAAUUUGUGAAGAAGCAAGUGGAAUCGACGAAGAAACGUCGAAGGAAAAGAGAUCUGAGGAAAACAUGCAGAGACCGUUGGUGGUUCGACUUUUCCGAAAUAUGCUAGUGAAAAAAAAAAUACACGAAAGUGGAUCAUUUCAAUUAACUAAGUGUGAUGUACCAAAAAGAAAAAAAAAGCUUACAAAGUAAGCCUUUUUAUACCAAAGUCUAUUUGUGUAAGAAUUUCAAAGAUGCCAAAAAAAAUGUAUAUUAUUUAUUUAAAAUAUGUUACCUAUAUGUAUGUGAUUUAGACGUUUAAAAUGGGUUUUGCUCAAUCAAACUCUUUUUAUAAUUUUUGACAUGACUGACUAUUGAUUCGCAAAAUCCAUUUCAGACUGACUUUGUAUAUAUUUUGCAUAAUUAUAGAGAAGACAAAUGAAAAUGUGUAAGUCUUACAAUUUUCAAGAAACAUUUUCAAACAAUAUAACCAGGUAUCUAAGGAAUAAUUAUCCAUUUAUAAACAUUGCUCUUUCGGUAGUAUUUAUCGUUAUAAAUUUCUUUAAUUUCUUAUUUGUUAGACUUUUUGAUAUGUUUCUAAAUGUUCUUGAUUUUUUUUUAAGAUUGAUGAACAUUUGAAAAUUCGACUUCUUCUAGUCUUCAUCAAAUAUCAGAGUUAAAAUAAGUUUAUUUUAUAAUUUUUUAAAGACAGAUGAAAAUUUAACGUUUCGACUAUUUAUCAAAAUGCGUCAGUAUCAAUAUCUGACAUUUGAUGAAGACUAAAAGAAGUCGAAAUGUUAAAUUUUGUGAAGAGACCUAAAACAAGAAUAUUUAUAAUUACAUAAAUUUAUCAUUUUAUUAUCUAAAUUACAUAUUAACUCGAACAAGAUAAUUUAAAGAUUAUGUCAUAAACCAUACAAAUACAUUUACCACUACUUUGUCCUCGAAAGUAGCCGAAAAUCUAAUUUAAAUUGUUUUAUAAGGAUCUGAAAAGAUUUUUAUUUUGUUCCAAAGAAUCUUGAUAGGUUAAGUUACGUAAUUAACUACCAACCUCCCAUCUUUUACCAUUUUAAUGAAGAUGCUCAUCUCUUCUCCUCCAAAUUCUUUGCAAUACUCACCUGUUAUCACUCCCUAUUUAUAGAGACUUGUACGUACAGUAUAAUGUCAUCAUCCGUUAUUUUUUUUUUGUUUUAUCUUGACCAAAUCGCUCUGGAUAUUAUGCAACCACUUCUGUGUCGAUAGCAUCCAACUAUUUGUUCCCUUCCACUUCAUGGUGUCCAAGUAUCUAGCAGAGGCUCAAAUCAGUGUCAUGAAUCAAAAAGAGUAUCUCGCCGUAGCACAUUACCAUUUCUUAAGGUUUCCUGGCUCUCUGUAUAUCUGCUUCAGUCACCACCUUCCAUUAAUAGUCUGGUAACUUGUAUAUUGCGUAGAGGUCUGUGUAUCUCUAUGACAUCUUCAUUUCUUUAAAUUAUCUGUUGAUUUAUUGUUUGAAUUUUUCUCGUCUUAAGAAGACAAAUCAAAAAUUCUGACUUCUGUCCUAAUAGAUGUUUGGCAAUUUUACUUAUCCUAAAAGGAUUAGGUGAAGUAGCAGCAAGAUUCUCCUUUUUAUUGCCUUUUAGAAUUUUAUUUUGAAGAUAGAUACUUCCUUGCAGACCAGACCACAAGGUAGUUUCCUAACAGCAAUUAUAUCUAUACAUGCUGAUAAAGCAACUAGCAGCAAACCUACUGGGAAAUAUCUUAAAAGGAUGGUAGGAAACAACAAAUAAAAAGUGGAGAAUGAAUAUUGAAAUAAAAAUUACAGUAAUCCACAAAUUCGGAUAGGAUAACUAGAUCAGAACGUUUUUCCAAAAUGUCGACUACUUAAGAUGGAGUAGGUGAUGUGGUGAGAAGAUUUAUUAUACAGGAUGGCCAAUCAAAUGAAGCACAAAAAGUAUUUGUCGCAAAAAUGCGAAAUGAAAAAAUUAUGACUAAUGAAGCCUAAAGAAGAUACUGUAAGUUUUAAAUUUCCAAAAUGGUUUUCGCAUUCUUGAAAUUUGAUUGCCAUUUUUUGAAAAGUAUUAACUAGCAUUGACAUUGCUCUAAGCUCACGUAAAUUCGAUUCUUUUUCGAAUCUAUAUUUAGACCAUGAUCGAGAAAGUGGCAAGAAUUACUAAUAUCAAAAUCAAAACUAUGUAUGAUGCCCUUGGCUGCUUUUAAUAUUUUCGAUUAUUGUAAUUCCAAUUAUCGAUUUUAUCAAUUUCUAAAAAAAGAAGCAGAAAGUAAUAUUUCUAUCUUCUUCUAAUACUGGAAAUGAAUGAAGUGCAAUCGCUUUCUGGAAAAUCAGUUAUUUUCAUUUUGAGAAAGGAAAUCGAAUAUUUCCGCUAGUUGACAUUAGCUCCUUCAUUUUUGCUGUCGAGGUUAGGAGAAGUAAUAAUCUAUGUAACUGGUCUAUGGCGCAUCUUUAUAAAAAUAUUUAUUAAAAAGUAAUACUAAUAGGUUAUAAACAACGUCCUCUUUUCAACCAAAGACAAGUGGCAUUUGACACAGUGUUAAGUUUUACCAGCUAUUGAUUUUUAUAUUAAAACUUCGAUUUGUAAGCAGAACGGUCGUGUUAAAUUACAUUACAUUACAUAUAUCUAAAAAUUAAAUUCUGAAUCUAAAAACAGUAACAAGGAAUAUUGAUACAACUAAUUUAUUACUAUAUAAAAGUUGUUUCUAAUGAAGUUUCACUGAUAUACUUGAUUCAAUCGCUAAAAAACUGCUACAAAUGAAAAAUUUACUACAAAAAUUAACAGUUGGUAGCACUUAACCUCAAAUUUCUCAUUUAUCAAAUGUCACUUGUCCGUAUUCAAAAUGUCGGCGGGAAUUCUAUGAGUAUUGAAAAAGAGUUGACAUUUUAUUUUCUCUAAGUAAUAUUUUAGGUUAGGGGAGAGAUAUUGCCAUGCCGUAGUAAUAAAAGUCGUCAUUGUAUCCAAUUUUUUUGAGAAAAUCCAUUUUAUUUGUAGUUGUCGCUAAUUGCUCUCUUAUUGCGGUACAAGCAAUCUAAAUGAAUCCGCUCGAAUUAAAGUUGAUAAACCACAAAAACACCAUUAAAGGUCAUAAAAUUUGUUUAAAUCCGUUCGACUAUUUUGAAGUUACUGAUAUUUAUUUCCAAAAAGGUCGAACACUCCCUACUACUUUCCCUUCUAAACAACACAAUGUUUGUUAAAAUCUAUUCAGCCAUUUUGAAAUUACUGACACUUAUUACCGAAAAUUUUCGGAUAUCCCCCACCACUCCUCGUUUAAACAUUCCCAAGUUUGUUAAAAUCGAUUUAUAGAUGUUAAAGAGAAGAUGGAGCAUCUCUAAUGGAGGAAAAGUGAAAAGUUGAAAAGGACGCAGCUGUAUAUAUGACAGAAUUGAAGUUACAGAAUUAAAUAUCAGAGCUCAUUACUGAAAAUUUCAACAGCUUGCGAUGUACAAAAAGGUGGAAAAUUGUCCAAGGCAUGAAUAAUAUUUGGUUAGGUUAGGUUAGGUUACCAUGAUACUAAUAUGGCGCCAUAUUUAUCUUAUUUAUUUUCAGAUUAUUUUUCUAUCUGCCGUUCAUAAAUUCAUCAAGUAAUUUUGAAAUUACAAACAAUUAUUUCCGAAAAUGUUUAGACACUCCCCGCCAUUUUCAUUUUAGAAAUGAAGCAGAGAGAAUAUAAUGAACUAAGUUGGAAUUUCUGGAAACGUUGAUCAUAUUCAUACUGAACACACUGUUUACACUACACUACACCAACACUAACAAUUAUACUGUCUGGCACGCGUUUCGAUAACCAAGUUAUCGUCUUCAGAGACUGAAGUGAAGUUCCAUCUUAAUUAUCGAUUUUUAUGAAAACCAUAGAGUGUUGGUGUAAACAGUGUGUUCAGUAUAUAAUGAAAAUUGAUGGAACUGAUCACUUUAAAACAGUGUCCGCUUUAGCUAACUCUAUCAUAGGAAUAUGUGUUAAAAAAACAGGAUUUAGAACUGAAGAAUGUGAUUGAGAAAACAUUUUAUAUUGGCAAUUCUAGCUAUAAAAUUUUAGCGAUAUUUAAUUUUCGUGAUAAUGCUAAAUUCACUCAGUAUAAAGCGAAUUCUUGAACCUUUUACUGAUAAGAUAUUUGGUUAUAUUUAUCUCUCCCAUAUACGAAUUCUCGCUAUUAAAUAACGAGGCUGGUAACGAAACAGGGUUUCGAAUGCUCCUCUUCAAUAUACUCCCCUUCCCUCGCCACACACAUUUCCAUACGUUUUUUCCAUUGAUCGAAGUAGUGCUGGAAGUCUUCUCUGGUGAGGAUCUUUAGGAGCUCUGCCGUUUUAUGCUUUACCGAUUUAAAUCGGGUCCCAUUCAAAUCAGAUUUUAUCUUCGGAAACAAAGAAAAGUCGCACGGUGCCAAAUUUGGUGAGUACAACGAAUGCUCGAGAACUGGAGUACGCUUACUGGCCAAAUACUGCUUCACAGAUAGAGCCUUAUGGGCAGAUGCGUUGUCCUGGUGCAAAAUCGGGUCGUUUUUUACGAACUCGUUCUCGCAGUUGCUCGCCAAAACUGACAAAUAGUAAGUCUGGUUGACAAUCUGACCCUUUGGAACCCAUUCAGUCGUCAAUGUCGAAAAAAAUUAUCAACAUUGCCUUGAAUUUUGCUUUGCUCUCUCGGCCCUCGCUAAAGCGCUUACACCACUCAAAAAUACGCGCACGAGAUAGAGACUGGUCCCCGUAGGCCUCAUGCAACAAUUUAUAGCACUCAGUCGGAGGUUUUUUCAAUUUAACGGGAAAUUUGAGAUCGAUACGUUGCUCCUAUUUUUCGUCACGAGAAAAAAACACAUUCGUUUCAAACCGCUACUGCAUAAAUACUAUAAUAGUGACGGAAGCGUGUUUUGGGACGUGACAAGAGAAGAUAUCUAGACAACCAACGCACUACUAGUUUUUCGCCCGUCUAGGGCGCCCUCUAGGCGUGCAGUCUCGUUAUUUAAUAGCCAGACCUCGUAAACUCAUUUCCCUCGUAUUUCGUAGCAUGUUUCAACCAGUGUUUUCACUCUAUUAGACGAGUGUUGCUGAAUUUUGUUUCUUGAAAAUGCAAAGUCAUUAUAGCGCUACAUUUAUAUUUAGUGAAAAAAUAAUUGAGCUACACGAUUGAAAAACGAAAUGAAAUUUAGAGGUAUCAAAAAAUUGUAAAUAUAGUCCAGUUAAAACUUUUUAAUAAUUUAAAAUUGAAAGAACGAAUUUAUAUUAGGUAGGGUGAUUAAAAAAAAACUAUUAAUCGUAUAUGUUGUAUUGCUUUUACGGAUUACUUACAAAAAAAAUAUAUCAUUGUGACUGAUCUGUGUUGAACGAUAUCCAUACCUAUCUACUACCGUUUACCUUGCCAUUUCGUAACACCUCAAAUUUUUAUUUUGUUUACGCGAUAUAUCAAAAAGUAUAUGAUACAAAUAUCUAUAUAUUUUCACUUUUUAAACGCGCGCCUGCCACAUAGUAUAUCCAUAUUCUGUGUGCUCCUUGUUGAUAUAUAAUUACUUUAGAAAAUAGCACGUUUCAAGUAAUGUCAUUGCAAUUUUGUUUCUUUGGAUUUGUAUUGAUACACAAAAUAUUAACUGUAAUAUUAAGCAAUCCAAACAUCCAACUAAACCCACUUGAAUUUUUUUUUUGUAUAACUUGUACCAGACAUCUUAUUGAAGGAAAAAAUCAAGUUUUAUAACUUUUUUUUUGAAAUUUAGACAUUCUUCUUCUAAAAUAAACAACUUCUAUCAACCAUAACAUUCUAGAAUAAUAGAUCACUUUAUAUUAACACGUUAACUGCCAACUACCAAAUAAUUAACUUCUCCGAUGUGAUUUUGGCUCCUACCUUUCAGUGAUAACUUUGUAUUUAAUCAGUAUUUUCACUGCCAUUAAAUAAAAUUGUGAAAAUGGCCUUGGCAUUCAACGUGUUAAUAUAAGCAAAAAUCGACAAAAGAAAGUAAAACCAAUCUAGACUUGUUACAAUAUAUUUAUGUUGAGACCGAUUUCAUGAGAAAUACUUUUCAAACCUACAAAUUAACCAACCUAUUAUCUUCGCUGGUCUCUCAAGGCAAGACUUAACUGCGAUUAGAAGAGUAAGAAUUGGCCAAUCAAGACUUACUCAUGGAUAUCUUAUGACUACUACUGCCAGACCAUUUUGCUCCAGCUGCAACUCGUACCUAACCAUGAAGCAUAUUUUGACCGAGUGUCGCAAAUAUACCGUCGAAAGACAACAGUUUCGGCUUAGCCAGAACUACAAUGAAGUCCUUAACAACUCGGAACAAAUUACCUCUCUACUUCAGUUUCUCAAAGAUGUACAGCUGAACCACCAACUAUAGAACAAUUGUGUUACUGUGUAUUCAUAUUGUAUACUUGUAUCAAUGAACCAUUUCAUAUUUAAUGUAUUGUAACCGCUCCCGUGCAAGUGGCCAUAGUAGCCGAGCACGUUAAUUUUAAAUAAAAAAAAAACCUACAAAUAUUACUGCAAUAAUUUGUAACUACAAUAAAUUCGGGUUGUACUGCGCGAAACGGUUUCGCGAAAAUGACUUCGGUCGACUGGACGAAACGCUUCGGGUUCCAGGCGAAACACGGUGAAGAAUACGAAAGAAAAAUUAUCAAAAGAGUAUAUGGAGGAAUUAGAAUGACUGAAGCAGCCAUCGUCCGAUUCAUUAAAGCCAAUAGGCUGAGAUGGUUUGGAGAGCAAGCGGAUGUCUAAGAGGAUCAUGAAUAUACAGCAGUAGAAAAAGAAGCCGACACCGUAUCAGAUGGACUGAUCAAGUUCACAAAAACUUACAAACAACGAAUGUGAGAGGAUGGAGAAGAUGAGGAACUUUGGUGAAGAGCGUACCAGUUGUGAGGCGAAUUGUCGAGGAGGCCAAGGCUUAUACCGAGCUGUAGUGUUAAUUGGGAAAUGGCGUCUGAUUUUACUCAUCAAUAAAUAAUCUUACUGAUACUAAGUCCUACAAAGCAUGAUCGAUUUGAAACUAGAAAUGAACAAAAAACAGAACAAUAAUUUAAACAAACCAUGAAUAGUAUUUACAAGCCUUAUAAAAGAAAUCAUAGAAAGUGUUGUUUGUUGCAGAAAAAUUUUGUUUUGGAUUUUAUUGUUGUUGAAAAUACGAAUUUGGAUUUGGGAAUAAUUUCGUUGAUUAAAAUUUGUCUCAUCUUUUUAUUUAAAUGAAAAUCAAUCAAAUUAACAUAUACAUUUGGAAAAUUUGACAUUUAGAAGUUAAUAAAAGGAUUGGAAACUACAUCAAGAUCUCUUCAAUCAGAACAUUCGGAUUCAUGCAGCGUUUGGAUUGUAGCACAAUCUAUAGGGUACAUCGUAGUCUUAAUUCGCAAAUUUCGUAAUUUCAAUAAAGACUUAACCUGUUUUUUUUAAUAAGGAUAGACAUAGAGGCCAGAUAUUAUAUUUCGAGAAAAUAAUUGAAGAAAUAUAAUACAAGUAAAUUAACACGGACUGUCGUUAGCUUUAAACAAAAUGGGGAUCUGGAAUUGCGAAGUUUUUUAUUGUAUCGGAUUUUUUUGAGCCUUCACGAGUUUUUCUGUUAAUAGAUGCUUUUAUGAAUUAUGUAUCUAAUAGUAUCAAAAUGUUUAUAUAAGAAAAAAAACUUUGUCUCGUAACUAACGUAAAGUAAUUUUCUGGUCAACCCAUAUAUAUUAAAAUUUAAGGCAGAAACCGCGAUUCAAUUAGUAAUGCUUCUUAUUUCAUCAUCAGUAAGAGUUUUAGUUUCAUUUAGGUCAGCAUUGUUUAAUAAAAAGCUAUUAAUUUCAGCUUCAGAAAAACAUCUCUCAACGGAGUCUCAUCUUCAGUUUUAAAGUCAUCGUCUGUAUAUUCUUCAAUAUUUAAUUGAGACCACAAGGGAGUCCAAGAUUUUAUUAUUGAGUUCACAUUCAAUUGAUGUUAAUUUUUAGAAACUUGAAGCAAAAAUGUUUUCUCAUAAUUCACCUUUAUAUUUUUUUAUCUAGAAGCAAGAUCGCUUUCAGUGAUACGUUUUUCUUAGAUAGAAAUGUUUCAACUUCAGGGAUAAAGUAUCCUUUGAACCACUCUUGAAAUAUAGGUCUCGUCACCCAUGUAAUGUACUGGUAGCUUUCGUACAGAUGCACGUGUCUUUUGUACUUUGCGAAUUGCUAACAAAGACAGGUUUUGCGUCCCAGCAGCUUUCACACAGGGCAUGAAAGUUAUGUCUUUAUUUGGAAACUUUAGAACCUAGGGCUCUCUAACUUCUAAGACAGAUGACAGCGUUUCGUCUGAUAUCGUUUUCCAAUACCAACCAGAUUUACUCUGCGGAUAAAUCUCUCUUCUAGAUAAUAUCCAUGAAUAUGUCAUGAAAAUUUUUAACAGCAUAUUCGUUGUAUGCUAACGUUGAAAGGAAGACAUUCGUCGAAUGACCACUCGAUGCGUCUAAUCAUACCAGCGUUCAACGUUGGAAGCAUUGGACGCAUCGUGUGGUAUCGGCUUCGGAUUAAAGAGGUCCUGCUGUACAAUCCUGGGUUGGAUAGAUCAACUAUCGGGAUAUAUUAUACAAGAUAUAACAAUAGGGAGAUCACAUAUUUUCUCGAAACAUCCUUAUCGCUGAAACCUUAGUUGCUGCUAUUGCUAAAAGGAUAGUUUAAAAAAUAUUCCGUUGGUAGUUAUUUCGAUACUAGAUUUGCUACUAGAGAAAAAAAUAUAUUCGUAAUUUAGAAAAAAGAUGUCUGGGAGCCAACAGAACCGACAUUACUUGAAAACUUCCUCCAUUUUCUAUAAAAUACUCAUAGUUUGAAUGUUAUAUAUGUUGUCAACAGAUCGCUGGUAAUAAUUGUUUAUAAUGGGAUAUGAUGUUCAUUCUAUUUAUGUAAUUCAAAUGUUUAUUUAUUUGUACAGUUCUUUUUGUUUAUAUACAUUUUACGCUAAAUAAAUUUAUUAUUUUACUAAAAGUAUGCAUAAGUAUUAUGAAUGUUUUUUGAAAUAAAGAAAUUGUUUUUUAA
Molecule: messenger RNA, 17955 nt
Organism: Diorhabda sublineata
Lineage: Eukaryota; Metazoa; Arthropoda; Insecta; Coleoptera; Chrysomelidae
Product: teneurin-a
Exons: 34
Coding region: 291-9149 (2952 amino acids)
Biological process (GO): motor neuron axon guidance
Source: RefSeq, a predicted model, not a curated record